Molecule: messenger RNA, 25469 nt
Organism: Xyrichtys novacula (pearly razorfish)
Lineage: Eukaryota; Metazoa; Chordata; Actinopteri; Labriformes; Labridae
Source: the annotation of a GenBank genome assembly
GGUUCGGCUGUUCUCGGGCCUGUCUCUAUAGCUUCUGUAAUGAUGUGAGGAUGAGCUGAACCGGAUCACUGUGCCGGUGGACUAGAUGUAAACGGUGGGGCUGAACCGGUUUAUAUGAUGUCAACAAGUGACGCAGCUCAGUCUGAGCUCAAAGCAGAGGCAGCCCAGCACGGAGCAGGACGCACACGGUCUGCAGCUGCACGGUACGUGAAAAACGCCUGUAAGCCUCUUUAAAACUCACACACGCUGUUUAAACUGAAUAUUUCUGUAACUUAUCGACUUAUUUAAUGUUACUACAAACUUUUGAACUCAUUUGGCGCGCCAUGGGAUGUUCCGUUAAGAGAAAAGGAGCCGCGCUGAACUCCACCAAAAAAUCUUCAAAUAUAACGCUUUGUUGCGUGUAAGGAAACAGAGAGGAAACCAACAGACAUGCGGAUAAUUCCCACGGAUAAUAUCCUUAUUUUAGUGAAUUCGGCACAUGUUGCAGUCUAUAAAGUGCGUCGCAGUGUCCAGUUUACCGUGUCUAAAAGCAGCAGGAGGCGGAAAGACUUUUUAAUGAUGUCCAGCUGAUAAGGACUCGGGUCAAACUGGUUUCUUUUGGGUCUGGACGAUUUUUAAAUUGGUAUGAUAUUUCGACAUGGACACCAAGUAUCAUGGCUUCAGUUUAGAACACUGCACAGAUCACUGACGCUGCCUUUGCUCGUCUGUGUUAUCUGUCCAAACAGUCACGCACACAGAUCUUGUGCUUGUGCCUGUCCACAGCUCUGCUCUUGAUCUGAACAUCCUCCUCUUAAUACUUCAAACCUACCUGCAGUAUGUACACAUGUAUAGGCUGACAGGUAAACAGCUCGCUUUGUAAGGUGUGUCGGCAAACAGAACAAGUCUCACUCUGCUCCCAUUCCUCUGAAAAGAAGUUCAGGGUGAAAAUCAGCUGCAGAAUUUAGAACAUGUUUGUUAAGGCUGAAACACACCCACUCUGAGCUUAUGUAAGUGUUAGCUGGCAGGGAACUCACACACACCCACAGAGAGCACACGGACGCACACAGGCGCGUACUCUCACUUAAGACACACACACAUAAUGAAGCCUGCAUCAUUGAAGCUGAAAAAGACAGCAGUCCUCGGUAUCCAAUCAGAAAAAAGGGACGCCUUGCUAACAUGUUACACACGUGUAACACACAUGUAAGGGUGUGAAUGUAAGGCGGUGUUGAAACAGGACCAUCUUCUUAUAUCUGGUGUCAAGUCAGGAGAGAAAAGCAGUCAGCUGGGUGAGCAGGCAGGACCCCCCAAAAAGAAAGUUUAUAUACGCUAUACCUAUCUGUAUUUUGGAGCCUAUUUAGAGCCGUUGGGCAGGCUUGGAUGCAACUUUUCUAUUAUGUGCAUUGGUUAUAAGACGCAGGAUAUUAUUGGUGUGACAUCAGUAUGAUUAAAAUGUUAAAUAUCGGUAUUGGCAGAUAUAUACAAACUUCUGCAGACAUGUUAUGGCUAAAGUGAGGCAUAUUUAUAUGCAUAUAACAACAGCUUAGACAUGUUGGUUGCAAAGAAGUGUUGUGAAGUGUAGGAGACAGACAGGAGAUGCAUCCUGGAGAUGGACUGGUCAGCAGAAUAACAAUCAGCCAUUAUCUUUGCUUUUCAAUAAUUGGUUUAAAAUUUGUCUAAAACAUAUUAUUGACUAAGAUAACCAUGCAUAAUUAAGGAAUCUGUGUUUCUUUAUUUUAACCUCAAUAUAUAACUUGUGAUAUUUUUAGGUCUUGGCUAUUUCAAACAGCUGGACAGAAAUCCAAAAGUCAUUGUUGCAAUACUUUACUUAGCUGAAACUGAUAUUAUUUCAUCUACAUUUAUUUAAUAAAAUGUUCACUUCAGUUCAGUAAUUUUGUUUUUCAUUUCUUAAUAUUAAUAACUCAAUUGUUGUUUUUUGUCAAAUGCCAAACAAUAAAAUGUAAUUAAAAAUCAUAGUCAAUAAGUAUCGGCCGAAAUGCUGUUUCAUAAUUGGGUUUAGCAUUGGCCGCCCAAAACAUACAAUCAGUCGAUAACUAAUGCAUUCCUCGAUGCUUAUUCCACAAAAAAAAAAAGAGAGAAAUGAAAAAGCAAACAUAUAUUAUUGUUUGAAUCCAAUGUUGUUUGUCCUGUUUGAAUUCUGGUUUUGAACAAUGAGGCUGUCAUAAUAAGAGUAGCAGGUAAAUCCUGUCACAGGAGAAACUGUUCUUUCAGUGAGAGAAGGUGUAUAUCUUUAGUGAUAUUAGUAUUGGUUAAGAUGAGCUUGAACAUAUCUGAAUAUUGAAAACUCCAAUAUGACAUUGCAGUAUAGAGAUCGACCGAUGAAUCUGACUGCUUAAUGUCAGUUUGAAAUAAUCAGCAUUGGCUAAAAUCUCAGCUCAGGAUGCUGAUAAAAAUAAAGAAUAAUGUCUUUUGUCACUGCAGGCUGCCUAGUUUAUGUAGCUGCUGUCAAGCAAGAUCACUGUCCUCCUAAAUGAUAACACAUAAAAUUGGGGGAGGGGGGAUUAUGAUUUUUCACUUUUACAAUAAAAACUACAAAGUUAUAAAGUUUUGGUGUCCAUACUACAUGUAUGCAAAGUUUCAAAUCAUAAGGUAAAUGUAUUUUGUCAUAAUCCUAAAAAAUAGAUGUAACCUGCUCAAAUAUCAGACAAAUGUGAGACCGUAGUUUAUGUGUGAGGUUCACUGAAGUCUGACGCAAGAAUUAUAGAGUCUCCUCACUGGUUCAUCUGUGCUUCCGGCCGAGUGGACUGGCCCCCUGACCCUAACAGUGUGUGAAGUGACACCCAGAGUAGAGCGGUGUAACCAUAGAAAUAAUAUGUAUACGUGUAUAGCUAUUAAAGAGGUAUCAGAAAGUAAAAAAGAAAGUAGAGUCUAAAAAUGCACAACAUCCCCCCUUUAAAUGACAGCAAAUCAAAUUUGACAGGUACGGACAUGUGUUUUUAUCCUGUUAUGAUUUACAGAAUAAUGAUAAUGGUGAUUGAUAUUGCCCUGACAUACAUAUGUCAUGUUCUGAUGUUUAUAGCAUAAACCACAGUAAUUUUCUUUCCUUUUCAGAAUUAAUGGGGCACACUCUAUAAGAGUUUGACUUCUUUCUGCUCCUUUUCAUUCAUGUUUGAGAUUUAUUCUUGUUGUAUUGAAUGUUUUAUAUACUAACAGAAUGAAAUCAAGUAUCAGCAAUCAAAAAACAAUCAACAAUGCAAAAUUCAUCUGGAACAUAACCAUCAAUGUUCAAUUAAUGUGCACAGAGUGUCUUUUAUGAUUAAAUAGUUAUAUCUUAUUAUUAGUGACUUCACAGUGUGAUAUCAACAUUAUAUAGAAGCUGACCUGCUCUGUUAAUAUCAGCCAAUGAAAAAACACACAUCAGCUAACCACUAAUUUCUUAUUCACUGCAUGUUCAUUGAAAUAUGUGGUGAAUUACUGUAAUAGAGGACUUGACUUCUUGGCCAGCCUGUAAAAAUAAGGGUAGAAUAAUAUCAUAUGCCACUUAGACUUUAGGUGGCCCAGAGGUCAGUGUUUCACAGUCCAGGAUUUAUAAGGACAUAAUAAAGCACAAGUAAUAAGAAUGGGUCUGGGGCGUCCUCCCUAGGAAGUUAGGGAGCCAAACAUUUAAUCAAAACAUGAAGGUUUAAAGUUAUUUUAAGGAGAAUCGAUGACUUAAAAAGAAAAAAAGACAAAAUUGACUUUUAGCUUUUAAAAAAAUGGAGAUGUACAUUUUUGUAAAAACCACGAUGUCAGUCUUCAAGAACCAUAAAUUAAAUGAAUUCUGUGAUUAUAACUGUCCCUGUCAUUUGGACCAGGGCAGGUGAUUUGUAUGAAUGUUUGUGAGCAGUGUGUUGGGACAACCUUUUAAAUGCUGACCGUGUAUCUGUCACACUGCUGUCAUCAGUGUUUCCUUGUGUUUCUGAGGCAGCCCAUUCUGCGACCCCCUCUCUAUUAUGCAGCCCCCUCUCUGUGCAGUAAAUGCAGUUCCUGCUAUCCUUAACCAUGUUGCUAGUAUCCAUCAGACACUGCAGUUUUGUUUUUUGCUGAGCACCUGCCUCCACACACAGACUCAUGCAGCAUGCAGGGGCAGGACUGACACUAACUGGUAUCUCUCUUAUGUUCAUACUGACAUGAAGCAGAGGUGUAAAUGCUUCUAAAAAGAAAAAGCCAGUUGCAACUUGUUUUUUGAAACGCUCCAGUGAUAUCGAUUGAAAGAAUAGCCAGAUGUAAUUAAGUGAACUGUUGGCUGUUUGGCUGCCAGCUGGCGCCUGUGGAGAACAACUGCUGUUAUGCAUCAUCACACCAUCAUAGGGGCUUGCUGUUGAGGAGAGAUGGUGGCAUCUAUGAUCUACAAAGAGGAUGCCAAAUGUUGAUUUACACUUCUCUUCAGACCCAGCAUUUCUGGAUCAUGUUUCUGUGUGAAUCCUUCUUUGUAUGGUUCAGUUUUAGUUUUCCACAUUUGUGGAUGCAGCAACAACUGUGUACACAGACAAGGGUUUUUUGGGGCGGAUUUUGAGCCCAUGCAGUGAUUUCCAACAUAGAGUCAUGUCUGCCUUAUUGCAGUGUUUGAGGAUCCGAAGAUCAAAGCCACCCAGUCCUGGUUUUGGGACUUGCCCCCUCUGUACAGAGUCAUCUGGAGUCCAUUAUUCUCAAGCAGUUGAAUCACUCGCUCUCGCACUCUCUCACAAAGUGUGAACUGCCACCUUUACCGCUGAGAGGACUCAGCCUCUCUGGAAUGUCCUUUUUGGGCUCAGUCAUGUUACUCACCUGUUGCAGAUUAAUUUAAUUAACUUGAGAUGCUCCUCUGGGUGUUUCUUAGCAUUACACAUUUUUUCCAGGGUUUUAUUGUCUGUGACAUAACUUUUUAAAGAUGUGUUGCUGGCAUUGAAUUUUAAUAGAGCACAUAUUUUUCUCCAAAUAAUGUUUUUUUAAACAAAUAAUUUAUAUUUUUUAUAUUGUCAAGGAAACAUAGGCUUUUCAUGAUUUGCAAACCAUUUGUUCAUACAGCGCUCAGACUGUUUUGAAAUAUGGGUUAUAUAUGUGAUACAGAUGUCAACAGUACUCAGGGGAGAGGUGAGAAAUGAAACAGUCGAAUCACCAUAGCACACACAUACACACACACACACACCCACUGACACACACCCUGUGCCAUGUCAGGUCAUGUUGUGUUUUUUUAUUUAAGACAUUAGAGAGUAAUGAGCGUGAUGCUGCCCUGAGGUGAGGGAGGAGACGCAAAGAGUUAUACAAAAUCAGGACACCUCAUUUAGAAAUCACACACGCACACAUUUACUAACACACACACAGACGCGGCAGUACAGGUAAGAAUAACAAGACUCUUCAUCCUCUACAUAAUUUUUGGUUCAUGCAGUUUCUUUUUCUUGAUCAUCACAUUUUGAAAAAAAGGUCAAAGGUUUUAGUUUCUGUGUGUGUGUGUGUGUGUGUGUGUGUGUGUGUGCGUGUGUGUGUGUGUGUGUGUGUGUGUGUGUGUGUCUAGUGAUCGAAGUCCAGUUCUUAUUGAACUCCUGAGUCUUGUUAAACUGAAACUGAACUUAACAACUUGACUUUUCUAUGGUUCAUCCUCAGCUCUUCUCCCAUAGUGGUAUCACUGGUUUAACAUUAUUCCAAUCAAAACGUAAUAAUCUAUAAUAAUCCACUGUAAUGUUUUUCAGAGAGCUACAAGAUGAAAGUUUUCAGCGUUUUGAUAAAAAUCCAACUGGACAGCAGAGUUUCCCAUCAGCCACCAGACAGACAACAGCACAUACAGGUAAGACACAGCACAGGUCUUUAGCCUCCUUGCUAACAUCCUUAACUCCAGUAUGCCAAACUCAAACCGUAAUAUCUGUAAAACUAAAGAGUUGUGUUGCGUCCAUGGAUAGAAAAAAAACAAUCUUUAUGUUCCAGACUUUCAACGUGUUCAUUUUUACUGUAAGAACGGUUGCUUGGUUCAUCUAGAUUAUUAAAAUUUGAUGUUUGAUUUUUCACAGCUCCGGUUGUCUUAGAUGACUCUGUAAGAAGAAAAGAAGAAACUCCUCAAUGGGCCUCAAAGAUACCCGAUAGAACCACAUUCACCUCCUCUCUCUACCUACAACUCUGCAGCGCUCCGAACUUCAGAGCGAAUUCGAGACCAGACCUCAGAGCCAAUCAGAAUCCAGACGCGAGUCUGCACAGGUAACUUAUUAAGCUUAGAGGAAGUACUUUUAUCAGUUUCUUAAGAGCUCUUUAUUAUGAACUGAGUCAUCCCGCUUGAGUGUGUGAAAACAUUUGAGAUUAAUGUUUAUACUUUUCUUAUCAGGAGAGGUCAUUGGUCGAUCACAUACCUUUUACUUGAAACCAGCUAAUCGUAAACCAUGUUCGCAUCUUUUAUGUUGGACUUACUGUAGCUAUGACCGACCCUUCGACUGACACCAAGCCCAACCAAACACGGUCUUUUCAUGCAUGUUCACGUUAAACUCUUACUGAGCAGUGAGUGUUGCCGAGUAACAUAUUUCCAACCUCUUUACUGAUCAAAAUAUCUGCACAUGGUUUGAAUAAGACCAACUACAAAAGCAGAUAAGGAAGUACAGAAAUGUGUGGAUGCGUAAAACGGUCUUAGUGUGAAACUAAACAAACACUGACUCAGCCCAAAGGGAGGGGAAAUGGGGAAGGUGUGAUUAAAACCAUCAUUAUAGGUUAAGCAUUUUACUAAAAUUCUUACAUAAGAAUUAUAAACACUCUUUAAGGGUUUAAAGCCUCUGGAGAGAUGGCCAAUCACAGUCAUGUGGGCUUGUGUGUUUUGCGUGUGUGUGUGUGUGUGUGUGUGUGUGUGUGUGUGGGGGGGGGGGGCAGAUAAAAUGAAACGUUUAAAACAAUGGCUGAAAUACUGGUGUUUUAACACACCACUGCAAGAAAUUUGAGGUGUUUUUGGAUCUGAAAAUCACGUCAAGUUAUUUAAGGUGAAUCAGAAAGGAAGUAUGGAGUCUGAAAAAAAUUCAUAAUAACCCCCCCCCCCUUCAUUGCUAUUAAAAAGGGAUUGGCAUUGAACAGGAUCAGGAGUCUGGCUUCACAGACAUAAACCUGCUAAAAAUAUACACUAAAGUGCAACACAAACAUGGUUUAAGUCUACUUGAUGCACAGGGUUUAGCUUCAGGUCGGUGGGAACUUUCAGCUCCGAAUCAGAUGUAAGGCUACGCUCAGCUGUUGCACCUGGCCUUUUGGGACUAACAUGACCAUAUAUGGACAUGUUUUACUGGAGGUGUGAUAAUAAUGAAGGUGCAAUGACUGUGUGUUAGAAAACAUUGUGGAAGUGUGUCACAAAUGCUGCUGUAAUGUGUUCAUGUGACUGUGGGAAAGUUUAGUUCAGAGGACAGAGGAAUGCUGACCAUCCUGCUGAACCACAGACACCUAAUCCCAUACCUGCUUCACACACACACACACACACACACACACACACACACACACACACACACACACACACACACACACACAUGCCCUUACAAAAAAAGCAUAUUUGUUAUUUAUUUAUCUGAAAAACAUUUAAUAAAAAAAGACUCAGACGACUUACCUGCCUGUUUAUUCACCUGUGUACAUUAAGAGUGUCUCAAUUAGUCACAGUGAGAGAGCUCAAACUGAUUUAUCUCAUUAAUCCCAGUCAUGUUUAUUGACAUGUAGUUUAUCAUUGUAAUCCCGUUGACUCCUCUGGUGACAGGUGAAGACCGUGCUAAUGUCACUCUUUUCUCUUUUCUCCUUUCAGUUCAACUCCGAAGGCUGAAGCUACAAAUAGGAGCAGCCAGGUAAGAACAGAUUCAGUCUUUAUUGUUGAGUUAUAACAGGCAUCCAAUCAGAGCUCACAAAAUUUAAGACAGGUAAAGUUUUAAAAAUCUGCCGGUGGGCUACGUUAGUAAGCUUGGUGGUCAGAGAUGCUUGGUCAGUUUAUCCCAAACCCUGUUUUCAUCCCUCCUCUCCCUCUUUCUCUUUGUAUUGCCAACUAUAUUUUUCCAUCCCAGCUAAAAAUGAUAUAAGAAUGGACUAUGCUGUAUUGUUUAGUUAGCAGGUGCACGUAAAAAGACCAUAAGAUCUGAAACAUCAUUAAGAAAAUAUCUCAAAAUUAUCCAUGGAUUUAUUUUAUUUGUAGAAGUAACAGGGUGCGUAUUUACACCUGUGCGCUAUGACAACCUGUUUGUCAGGGCCUGAAUCUCUAAAAUAGCUGCAGCAUGGGAACAGAGCCUUGUUUUGUCUUACAGUUUGCAGCUCAAAUAUCAGACACCUACUGUAAAUACCACAGAGCAUCCAGCUAUGCUGCCAGUCAUUUGAAUAUGAAUGACAUAAUAAUCUUCGGUUCACAGGGAACAUUUAGCUUGUGUACAUGCAAAUUUAAGUCAAGCUACAGUCACAGCUCAAUAAGGCGAUUUACUUGAACCACUGUCCAUAUCUUUGUAUUCAAGCACCAGCUGAUAUACUGACAAAAAGAUGUCUGACUCUGAGUUGUCUGUGGACUGCCUCCUAGUUGACACCAUGGACUGCCUCCUAGUUAAACACAGCUCUGUAUCUUUUAUACCUAUAAUACAAACGUUUUGUCUUCUGUUGAGGUUUUGUUUACCACCUGUCUUCCUUUGAUGCAUUUAAGAGUUCAACUCAGGGUCAAAGCCAGCUUCGUAAACCGUGGAGCAUGUGCAGACCACCUAAACCAGUUAUGGUCUGAUUGAGGUGGAUACAUGCAAGAUCAGACUAACGUGUUUAUGUGUAUUUUAAAAUUCCAGUUUCAGUCAGAGUAAUGCGAUUAACUGACUACUUUUUUAACAUUAUUAUAUUCUGAGUUAAAGUAAUUCUGCUUACUGAUCCGUGCUUGUAUCCUGUGAUCAUGUGAACCCCAAAGGAACAAAAAACUCGUUAAAUAAUUAUUCAUUAUCCACAUUACAGAGAUCUGACAGGAAUAUAAAUUAGUUCACCUGAUCAGGUCUUGAAACCUUUUUUUCUGUUUACAGAUUAAUGGACAAACGUCAAAACCAGACUCAACUGUGAAGGUUUUUACUGAUCCAACAUCCUCAGGACAGCUUGGAUUUUCAGACAGGAGGGCUAUAAAGGACUGCAUCAUUAAUCAGACUUCACCAAAUGGAAAGUCAGGAGCUCAUGAGCGUGGGGAAUUACACUUAGCACCAUUUAUGAAAUAUCACACCAGGUCUGAUAAACAAACAGAUCCUGUUGAAGCAGCCAAUCCUCCCAGAACCAUGUUGUCUUCCAGUAUGGUUACGGUUCUUGCUCCCCACUGGAGCGGCAAACUGAGACGGGGCAAAAGGUUUGAGGGAAUCAGCAACCCUGAGGCUCAGGGAGCUUUACAAGAUGUGACAAAUUCUAGAACAAACCGCGAAUAUGAACGGUUUCAGGGGACUAUGGACAGGUCACCCAUCCACAGAUCACACGAACCCAUGAGGGUUCCAUUUCCUGAUACCAGGAGAAACACAGAGACCUGGUCGACCAAGAGUGGUCCUGCAGGUUUGGACUAUGAGAGAAGGAGGAAAAUGAGUCACACUGUCUCUUUGGAUAUAAACUAUGGAAGGAUGGACAACCGAAAUAUGGAUCCUCUGAGCCCCGUAGCCACAACUCCAUCCCCCACAUCACCCCAUUCUCCGGCUCAAAUAAGGAGUCCACAAUCUCUGAAUCAAAGUGGACUGUCACCCUUAAGCUCCAAACCAACCACCAGCAGUCUUCUUCUGUCUUUAAGAAGAUUUAACUCCAGCAGCAGGCUUUCCACUGCAGGCUCCCCCCUUUCUGAGAUGAACCCUGCUCCAGCACUCCAAACUCGCCUUUCUCAAACUCGCCUUUCUCAAACUCGCCUGGAUAAUGAAAAAGACAAGCCAAAUCCACUCCUCUCUCCAUCGUCCAUUUCCUCAAAGACAGCAGACACUGCCCCCCUCCAUUCACCACUUUCACCUCUUUCCACCAAUCAAAGAGAAAAAACUGUGUUUGAAACUCGCUUCUUUCCUGAUAAACCCAAAGAAAAAAAUACAGAAGGUAGCCGGCAACCUAAAACAAUCACCAGGGCCCAGUCCAGUCUGCUCACUUCAAAACAAGCCCUGAUAACUCGAGGGUUAACAGAAAGGCACCAAAACUUUAGGGGUCAAGACACAAACUUGUUCUCUCAGAACUUUGGCUCUUCUCCAAGACUCUCAAACGAGCAAUCUCCCUGCAUCCUUCCUCGAAGAACCACUCUGACCUCCACCUCCUGGUGGAAACAAGUUUCUCAGGAAGGCAGCUCCCCACCAGAGCUCAGUGAUACAAUGAGAGUGAAAGACAAGCCAAACACGCCCUGUGCUCCACCCGGUAACAAUAAUAAAAGUGACAUCAAAAGACUUAAUAAUAGUCAAAUUGCCAACAACAGACACAAUAAUAACACAACCGAGUCUGUUUGCAAAAGCAGCAUGAAACCAUUAACUGAGCAGCAGGGAGGAUCCCAAAACCUCAACCAAAGAAUCUCAGAGGAUUCACCUGAACAUGAUUCAGACAAGCUGGUCUCACAACAAAAUGGAUCCAGAUUCAACAACAGAGAACCACAAAAGCCUCAGAGUUUACCUGAUGCUUUUUUACGGUCUAAAAUUAGCAGAGCAACAGCACUAACAACACUGAGUCAUCCUAAAGAAGUCAGAGAAGAUGACGAAAGUGAAAAAGCAUUUACUGCAAACACGGGUGGAUUAACUCCUACUCUGCAAAAUCCCAGGGCUUUAAAUGCACCCACUGAGAGCAUCAGCCAACACCAAAAUAAUCAGUGUGCACUCAACACAAACAGCUCCAUCACAUCUCCACACAGCAAGGACUCCCAAAGUUCAAUCCCACCUCCUCUAUCUCCUGCUAUCACCAACGUCCUCAACAGUCAACCCCUCAUCCCUAAAACCGCUCCAGAAAACUAUGAAAUGGAUGCCUCCUUCCACUCUCUUCCUGUUUCUGGUCAGAAGACAAUUCUGACUCAAUCACACACGGACUCCUCUUCACAACCAUCCACAUUUACAGUGGGCGUCACACCUCCUGGCUUCGAAAAAAGCUAUGAUUAUGUCACCAAGACAUUCCAGCCUAAAACUGCAUCCACUCUAGUUCCCACAUUCAAAGUUUUCUCUGAAGCAAAAACCAUUCCUCUAUCCACCUCUGUCAAACAGCCAGCAGCCACAGAUGCCCCCAGCAUACCCCGCCUUACUCCCACUACUGUUUCUUCUCUCCUAACCCCGCCUGCCACGCCAAACAUAACCAGCCCAGACUCAGACUCCUCCAGCCCUCGGGAAGGAAGCGAUUUCUCAAGCGGCCAAGAGAGAGACUCAAAAAAACAGCGCUCAGAGGGAAAAAGAGCGAGAAGAGUAACAUGGGAGGACUCUGUGGAUCCGCAUAACUCUGAGCCAAUCAAAGUUAAGAGUCAAGAGCUGUCUCAAGCCCCAACAAGCCCUCUCUCUGCCCCCAGGUCCUCACCAAGUAAUAGAGCUCCAUCAUUUUUUUCUUUCCUAAGAUCAAGCAGUCCAAACAUAGAUGCAUAUCCUCUCUGCUCUCCUGUCAACAGAACCACUAGCAUGCAGGAAGAGAAAGGCGGGAAUUAUCGCUCCUUUUCAUCUGACUCUGCUGAUUUAGCAUCCAGGGAGAAAGACAAAUCCAAGCUAAGGCUAAGUGAUCCUCUGAUAUUAGACCAAAAAACACAGGAGGUACCCAUAUCCAGGCAGGAGGGGACACUAUCAGUGGAGUCUGACACAGUCCAGUGCCGUUCCUCUGCUGCCCUUUCCCUCCCUGACUUUUCAAGUGGUUAUAAGCUUCGAUACAGCUCUCCACCUUACUCCACUCUCAUGUCUGCAAGAUCAACGCAAGGAGAAACUAAGCCGUCAAUAACACCCAGAUCACAGCUCUUCCCACAAUCCCUAAAUUAUACCCCACAUCUUUCUAAAAACACUCCUUUAAGUUCAGCCAUGACUUCACCUACAACAAAAGCCUCUCCUACACUCAUCAGCUCCCUUCAGCCUUCAGCUCUGUCUUUACAAACUCAACCCCCACCUCAGGAACGUUCAAACUUUAGGGUUUCAGAAACUUAUCAACUUAACAAUAACAACAGCAAGACCAACAGCCAAGACCGCCAGAUAUUUCUCGUCAACAACAGAGUACAAAUCGGCUCACGUUCUCCACAAGGAGCUGAAGCACAAGACCAACCCCCAACAUGUGUAACCGAGACGCUGGUUUAUGGCGUCAAACCCAAAGGAGAUGGAACUGCCUCAAAAAACAGCACACUGCAACCUUUGCAACAAGCUGCCGACAGGGCAGUGAUGAUGGAGAGCAAGUUCAGUCAGCGACAACACAGAGUGCAGAGUCAGGAAACUGCAGGUGAACCAGUAAGUCGCUUAGAGCAGUGCUCGAGUGGAAGCAGCUCCACAGACAGUCACUCCACUGAUGAAGGCAGAAGGAAAAUAAAGGACAGUGUCCUCUUCAAGAGCAGGUUUUUUUCUGUGGAGAACAACAAUGAACAAAGCCCAAAGAAAAGCCGGUUUGCCCUGAAGAAAAGCAUCAGCACACCAAACUCAAACUUAUCAAGAUCAGAGUCAGACAAAGCCAACAAGACCAACAACAGAGUAGACCAAGUCCUUAGCAGGCUUAGACAAACAUUCAGCCCCAGACGGACGGACGAUGAUGUAUCGUUUCCGUGGAAAUGGAGGCGAGGCUCGCAAACACCUUCCAUCAGUGGUUCCAGUGACGUUAGCGGUGAUGCACCUCCAGAGGCCAAGACCCCAGAGAAAUUAGCGCAGGAGAAAGAGGAGGUUCUGAUGGACAGUGAAAAAGAGGCGGACGACAACAGCCAAUGGACACAUAACCGACACUCGCGCCUAUCAACACCAAUGUCAGGAGGCUCAGUUGAGAAUUUUUAUGUUUGGUCUGAGAAAUCUCCUUCAGAGAAAGAUCACGUCCAACAAAGUUCAGGCACAGACCACACGUCUAAAAAUAAAAUCAAACAACAGUUAGCAAACCAAAGUCCAACAAUACACCCAUUUGACCUUUACAAAGACAACAGAACAGACAUUCAACCAGCAAACCAGCUCCUUUCCUCUCCAGAUCCCAGUCCUGGAAGGAGCUCCAACCUCUCAACUGGAUAUCCUUCCCAAUUCAGAAAGUCCACACCCAGCCCAAGGAGUCCUUUUUCCCCCUUUAACUCUCUCUCACCUCUUUCUCCUUUUCCCACACCUGAAGUGGCAGAUGAUGUGUUCUACAGUCCAAAGCUGCAGCGUCGCAGGGAAUCCCCUUCCCCAGGUGAGGAGAAACCAGGAGAAGGUUUCAGUCUGAGUGAUUCUAGGAGAACUCGGAUAUCCACUGGCCCUCCAAGUCCAUGUCCAUGUCCAGGUCCUGGACAGGACAAGAACGGCUCAGCAUCCUUGAAGUAUGGCAUCGAGCCUAGGCGUUUAUUUUCUGUGAGUUCGAUACAAUCCUGUCGACCCUCAGGGCCUGGACGUAUCUCCACUGGAUCACGGUUCAUGAGUGUGGGUGACCUCUCUGAACCUGCUUUGACUGGUGGGGAAACCAGAAAAGACCUGGACCGGAGGUCCGUCUCUCCUGAUUGGACCACAAAAUUUGAUUCCAUCCCCAGUAAGGACCGUCUAAUGUCAUAUUUCCCUAGUGACCCAGGGAAGAUGAGAACCAGAUCCCUUCCCCGGUCACUGACCAGACGUUUGGCAAACUGGAGCUCAGAAGUCUUAGAUUCCCCACCUGAAGCUUCAACCUCAAAGCCAGCUCGCCUGUGGAGUCCUAACAGUAUGAACACCUGUCACUUUACAUGGGACACAGAGUGCCCUCCAACCCCUCCUCCAACUCCCCCCCUGUCCCCAGUUCCCAGACGCAUGUCCAAACCUUCCAGCCAGUCCCCCCCUGCCUGUCCACUCUCUCCAGGACCACAGAAGGUUGAGAGUUCGCCCUCCAGGGGACAUCUGCCAUCAAGAGGUUAUGUUUCCAGCCUCAGCCCCUAUAAGGAGUCCUCAGACAGCAGCUCAGACACAACAACAGAUGAUGAGUAUUACUUAGAAACAGGUGAAGAUGACAAAGAAACUGAACUGUGAAAGCAGCGAGUUUGCCAAAGUCCUCCUUACUGUUUCUGAGAUCCCAGACUUUGACUUUGGGCUGGAUUGUGCAUUAAAAGCAGGCAGGCUUAAGACAGAGACCUGAACUAGAGUGAAGAUGGGUCAAAGACUUUGAGGGACUAUUUUGAGUUUGACUUCAGUUAUUGUUUACUUUCAUUGUCACUGAGGAGAUGUCUCGGAUCGGGUGGUUGCAUGGUUAGCUUUGCAAAGUGGUGAAAUGAGCAUGCACAGUAAUUUUGGAUAAGAUUCAAAGGUGUUGUUUAAGUUUUUACAGUUUACUGUCCAUGUCUGCAGAUCUGCAAUGGAGGGAUUUCACACUUCAUGUAAAUAUUAAUGGUGGGGACAGCUGGAUGUCAUCUGUGUGUUUUCAGUGAUCUGUUAAGUUUGGAUUUUCACAUCAGGCUAAUCUAAAGGUUUGCAUUUCAUUCUGCUCCUGAAUACUUACACAGAGGUCAUGGAAAGAUCAAAAAUAUUUCAUCAAACCCUCUUCUUCUCUGUUUGAUACUUGAGGUAAUUUUUUUGUAAAUUUUGUAAACAGGAAAGAAGGUUCACUUUAUUUCUCCAGAAGCUUUAUUUUUGUAUCAGAGAGCUGCUUUCUUAGAUUUCAAGUUUUGUUUUCAAGUUUUUAAAUAUUUGGAUGACGUUUCAUCACAUUCAUUGACAUGUUAUAAUUAACAGUUAUCAUCAAACAUCAAGCGCUUGCUCCUCUUUACACAGUGAGAAUCCAAAUUCUUAAUAUAAGUUUUUAAUAAAUACAUGUGAUUCUCUAAUGGGCCAUGUUUUUGUCUUAGUGUUGUAAUUUGGGGUUUAUUCCUGCUGCUGAAUGUUUCUGAUUUAAUCAGAACUUUUUUUUGACGUGUUUCACCUUAUGAAAAAUGAAAUGGUAUUGGACACACAAAAGAAAGUAAAAUGAUUGUUGACAUGAAUUAUAAAGUGAAAAAUUUGGAAUUGCACCAGAAGAAAUUCAAGUUUAUUGGUGUCAAUUAAAGGUUAAAAAAACAAAGUUUUAAGUAAUUGUCUUGCAUUUAACGAUUUUUAAUGCACGUCAAUAGCAUUCAACUUUAACAAAUUGAUGAUACCUGAUGUGUAUUAAAAGUUAGAGGUUAUUAAUGUACAUUAAUAAGCUAAAGUUUACUAAUGGGAAUUAAAACGUUUAGGCUUUAAUGUGCAUUUAAAAUCAAGAAGACAUUAAAAAGCAGAAGAAAAGAAAGAUGUUUAUUUGUAUUAAAAAUAUGCAACGGGAAAUCAACAUGCAUUAAAAUGCACGAAAGAGGAUUAGGAUCACAAGAAGAAAAAAUAAUUAUAGGAGGGAGAAUUUUUUUUAUUUCAAUGUCAAGAUUAAAGUCAAAAUUUUAAAAAGUCGAAAUUUUCACUUAAUUCAUUUAGACUAAUCUCGAAAUUCGACUUCAAUCUAAAAAUUUUAAUUUAUUCAAUCUUGAAAUUUUGAUAUUCACGAGAUUUUUUCAUUUUUUUAAUCACGUAAUUUUGACUUUAAUCUUGAAAUUUUGAUUUUUAAUCUUGGAAUUUCAACUUCAUUAACAUAAUUUCAAUUUUUUAUGUCUCGAAAUUUCGACUUUUAUAUGAAAUUUCGACUUUUAUCUCCAUCCUGUAAUUAUUUUUUUCUUUUCAUGUGGCCUCUUUAGUAGAAAAGUGAAAUAAUUUUACUGUUUGGGAGUUAAAAAGUUAUUAAGUAAUUUUUUUUCUCGAGAAGUUUAUUGAUGUGCAUAAAGAUUGAGAGGUUUUUUAAUGUGCAUAAAAAAGAUAAGUACAUAAAAAAGAUAUGUCUUAAUAGUCAAAGACAAUGAGUAUGCUUUCAAAAGUGGUCAUUUAUGCUCUUUUAAUUGUUAAAAGCCAUCAAUGAGCAGUCGAGGCAAAAAAAGCCUACUUGAACGAAUUCAAACGGAAUAUGUAAUAGUAUGCAUCAAAAGCUAUGGCUUUGACAUGCAUUAAAAAGUUCAAAUUUAUUGAAAUGCAUUGGUUUGUAGUUGUGCAUUGAAAAAUUAAUGAUAAAUGGGCACUAAAAGUUUUGUCACGCACUGAUUGUAAAAGGUUGACGUGCAUUUGAAAGUGAACUGAAAAAUCAUGACAAUGGUUGAAAAUUGUUCAUGUGCAUUAAAUUUUUGGAGGUCACUGAUGUCCCUUGUAUGCAAAAGUAAAUAAAAUAAAAGGUUAUUGACAUACAGUAAAGGUCAUUGAUGUGAAUUCAAUCAUUAAAAGUUAUCCCUGUGCAUUUUUCGAGUUAUUAAAUAGUGUUGUUAUCUCACACACAUGUUCUUGCCAUGCAUUUAUAAGUUGAAGGUUACUGAUUGGUAUUUUAAAAUAGAAGGGUUUUAAAGUCAAAGUUUUCUUAUGUGCAUCUGAGAGUGUGAAGGUUAUUGACAUGCAUUAAUGACUUAAGAUUACUUUUCUUAACUUUCAUGUGUAAAACUAACCUUUAACUUUUAUGCACCGUAAAGUUAAAGAUCAUUAAUGUGCAUUUCAAUGAAUAAAUGUUAUCGUAUGCAUCAUAGAGUUAAAGGUUGCUGAUACGUUUUGCGAAGUCAAAAGUUAGUGAUGUGCGUUGAAGAGUUUAGGUUUGAACAAACAGAGGAUUUAAUGCCUGAGGCCUCACUCCUACUUUUUUGUAAUCAGAUUAACCACAAUGUUCUCUGCUCUGAAAGGCUUUAGGCGGGGCUGUUUAACAGUUUCACAUGAUUUAACUGGGAGUUCCCUGCUUUUCAUUGCUGUGGAAACACAGUCUGUUGUAGUGGCGGUGACAUAAACGUCCAAUAAACCAGCUGUGUGUGACUGUGUGUGUGUGUGUGUGUGUGUGUGUGUGUGUGUGUGUGUGUGUGUGUGUGUGUGUGUGUGUGUGUGUGUGUGUGUGUGUGUGUGUGUGUGUGUGUUCGCUGGCACUGAACUUUGUCCCUCACUUUCCCUUGUUUCAUUCACUCAAGGCAUGUUUCCUAUUAUCAGAACUGAGUCACAGCUUUGUCAUGUGGUGAUGUCUUCAGAGUGAGAUUUUUGGUCUCUUUUUUUUAAGUUUUUGACAUCACAACAAAGCGUAGCAUUGGAAACAAUCUGUUUAAAAUGCUCAGCACAUGAAACACAAGUGAUUCUUGAGCUCUGUAUUUAUUCUGAACCACACAAAGAAAGCUUCCUGGUGCUGGGUAAAUAUCUGUCUGAUUGCAGAGAGUAACAUGAAGCUCUUUUGUAUUUUGUUUAGUAAAAAACUCCUGAAGUAGAAAUGUAAAAGAGUCCAAACAGCCUUAAAAACUAUAUGGCUCUCCCAUUCAGUCUAGAGGAACGAACUGUUCCUUUUUUUUUUUUUUUUUGACAUUGUUUGGUUGUCUUUGGCGUCAUCUGUGGUAAUAUUUUUUACUGCAUUGGUUUUUGUCCUCUAGAAAAAGCCUCAGCAAUUUUUUUUUCUCUGUUUAUAUGUGUUAGAACAAUAAAUGUAGAUGAUCUUUUUUAUUGUUUGAAUCAGAAAUAGUUAUCCAUCCUUUCUCCAUGUGUUGCCAUGGUAACUGUCGACCCACUUUGGACAGAAAAAUCACUGCUGCCUGAUGGAUAAAUCAUUUAAUUAAGGGAUAAUGGGAAUACCAAAGCUUCAUAAAGGAGAUGAAUGUUCAGUCACACUGUGUUAAACUCCUUCAGCAGAGACAAACGCAGCACAUUUCUUUCACCUGGGAUCUCCCACAUCAAAACGUUGGUAAAAUACUUCUCUAAAGGAGUAUUAAAGAACUUCAGAAAAAAAAAAAAACAGAACAAAAUUAAAAGUUAUAAGAUCAGACUGAAGGAGAGUACUUCCCUCCAAACUAAUACUCAGUUUAUCCUCUGACAGAAUGAACGUUAGGGUCCAGAUCAGUACAGUGAAAUUCCCACCCUUAUCAAACAAAGCUUAUCCUCCCUAAAACUCUGUUAUGACUCCAUCUCUGGCUCAUAAUUAGCCUGUUAAGGUGUGCUUCUGAGGUGUUAUAUAAGUUUGAAACUGCCACAGAUACCUGAUGUUUUUGUGUCACAGGUUCGACGUGCUCACUGGUAGCAGGAUAUGAAAGGGCAGAUUACUUCACUAUUGGAGGGAUUAAUAAAUGAAUAUUAAAUAGGAAACAAUGAUUCAAGCUGUCUAUACAGAAUAAUCAAAAGGUAAAUAGCUCAAGGGCUGUUCCAGUAUGCUGAAUACUUUAAAAUACCUACACAGAUGGAAACAUUAGUUACUGAAAAGCUCCCCUGAGGCUUUGUAGGUUCAGACAUGUGCUUUCCUAAUAACAAAUACUGUGAACACAUAAGCACAAAAGCAAAUGUGUAGUCUUUGCACAUUUUCAAUUUUAAAUCAGGGCUGUUUAUUUAAUAACAGUCUCAAAGGUUCAUCAAACUCAGACUCUGCUGCUAUCUACCUGUCUCUGCCUUUCUGCCCCCAGCUCGGCUCAUUCAGUUGAACUGCCCUUGACUCUUCUCUAGUUUUUACUUUCAUGGUGUACAAGACAAUGGUGAGGUAUCUUUUUGUCUCUCCCUGCCAUUUUGACUGACCUGUAUGCUGUAAAACAGAAUACAGAUUGUUGUCCAGAAUAUGUCACACACUUCACAUAAAGUUGUCACGCAGUCUGUUUGUCUGUGCCUGCAUGUUAAGCUGUACAGAUACAGCAGUUUAAAGACUAUUGGUCACUAUUUUAAAAUUCGCAGUUUGAAAUUUAUAAAUUUACUUUAUAAAAUUAUGUAAAACAAAAUAAAACUGUUUUUCUGUUAAAUUCUUCCUUAUCUUUUACUUCCACAAGAUAAAAAUUUCUUGGUGGAGCUCUGUGGCCAUCUAGUGGUGAAAGAGUGAAGUUCAUCUCAAAUGCUGCUGUAAAUAACUAAUCAGUCAUCUGUCCUCUACCUGUCAGACUUGCUCUUCCUGUCACUCACCUGUCACUUGCUCUACACUCCUACCUCAGUUUUAGUGAAUAAAUCAUGUUGUAUGCAGAAGUGAAUCAGUAAAUCUUGUGUUUGUGACGGAUGAACUGAGCUCCUGGAGUAAGGGUAUAAAACUGAGUUUGGGUCAUGUGACCAAAGUUUGAUCAAAGUUUUAAAAAUCUGUAAGUGUGUUUACAAAAAAUACCAACAAAAUCAAGCACAUGUUUAUGAAGAUUUCUGUUUUAAAGCUUCAGAUAUUCGUUUUAAUCUCAGACUACUGUAUGAAUCUCUGUAUUGACCUUUAUCUGUUAUCAGAAGAAGUUUUAGCUUGGCUUUGACUUGACACCUGAAUGUUUUAUCUUGUUGUUCAUCCCAAAUGACAACAGAAACUGAAAAGAAAAUUUCUUUCUUAAGGAUGACAAGCUGAAUAAAUGUCAGAUGCAAACCAUAUCUCAGAUGAUUGAAUGAAUGUCCAAUUAAUAAAUGAAUGCAAGUCUAAAUCUUUAAUUAUAAUUUUUGUAUCUCUCUUUCUGCAGGAUGUGGUCAUAUAUUCUUCACUUUUGUUUUUUUUUUUAAAGGGAAACGUGAACAGAGUGCUGCAGGAGGUCUUUAUUCCAAUCAUGUUGCAUGAAGGAUAAAGAUACUAAAACACUACAGAUUUACUAAAGCUAACAAAAACAUCUUUGAAGAUCCUGUUUCAGGCUUCACUCUUCGUCCAGAGCUUUCUGUAAGAAAAUUAAAAUUCAAAAUCAGAUCUUUUCACAGCUCGUCACAAGGUUUCAAAUGUGACCCAGGAUCGAAAUCAGAAUUUUUAAUCAGAAUAUUUAAAAAGAUUGAUGCUAAAAUUACCUCACACCUUAAUAUACUAUUUUGACAUACUGAUAUGUUUGUGUCCUAUCAUUUAACUCAUUCAUAUAUUGAUGGUUGACCUUGGCUCCAGGGUCACGGCUCUUGGCUCUCAUCUUGUUGACCUGAGACUCAGCGAUAUCUGCUCUCUCUUCUGCUUCUUCCAGCUCAUGCUGUAACUUCCUUAACUUUCCCAGGUUAACAUUUGUCUGCUCCUCCUGAAAAAAGAUUAAUAAAAACCUAAAAAUCUAAGAGAAGUGAGACUUUUGUGUGAUAAAUAAAGGUGAAGAGGUGUCACUCACAGCUUCCUCGGCAGCUCGCUUGUAAGAUUUCACCUUCAGCUGCAGUUUGUCCACCAGGUUCUGCAGGCGGCUCAAAUUCUUCUUAUCCUCCUCCGUCUGUUUAUGAGCGCAUUUCCAUUGUUAAUAUUAGACUUUUUUCAGUCAUUCCAUGUUUCUCUGUUCCUUUAAUAUAAUAUUUACCUGGUAGGUGAGCUCUUUGAUUCGUCUCUCAUACUUGCGGACACCUUUCACUGACUCGCUGCUUCUCCUUUGCUCCAGAUCUACCUCAUUCUCCAGCUCUCUCACCUGAAAACAACAGAAUGUGAUGGAAUAACUUUAACAUAUAUAUAAAAAAUCCAAAGUAAACUUUGACUUUAACUGCAAAUUAGAAAUAGUCACCCUGGCCUCCAGCUUCUGGACCUGCUUCUUGCCACCUUUCAGGGCGAUUUGCUCCGCUUCAUCCAGACGGUGCUGCAGGUCUUUGAUGGUUUGUUCCAUGUUUUUCUUCAUCCUCUCCAGGUGAGCGCUGGUGUCCUGCUCCUUCUUCAGUUCCUCGGCCAUCAUGGCGGCAUCAGUCACAGCCUUCUUUGCCUUCUCCUCAGCAUUUCUGCACUCCUGAACCGCCUCCUCCACUUCACUUUGAAGCUGAGUGGUGUCGCUCUCCAGCUUCUUCUUCUGGUUGAUCAGGCUGGUGUUCUGCACAGAGCCACAGUUUUAAACUUAUGAGUUCUUUGCGGCAAUGAUUCUCUUUUUCUAGCAAUCUUUAUGAAUAACAGUUUGUUCUUCAAAGACUGAUGUACCUGUGAGUGCAGCAGCUGAACUCUCUCACUAACAUCCAGCAGCUCCUGUUCGGCCAGUUUACGACUUCGCUCCGUCUGCUCCACCAGAGACCGGAGCUCAUCCAGCUCAGCCUGCAGCAGGUUGUUCCUCCGCUCCACGAUGGCGAUGUUCUCCUUCAGAUCAUCAUUCGCCCGUAGAGCGUCGUCCAGCUGCAGCUGAGAGUCCUGAUCACAACGAUUUAACAGUACAAAGAAGAGAUCAGUGCUUGACCAGAUCCACUCAUGAGAAAACUACAUGUCAGUUCAAACCUUGUUAAAUAACCAGAUAUCUAUCGUACCUUCAGGUGAGUGUGGAAUCCCUUCAGCUGCUUCUGAGCCUCAGACGCCUGCCUGUUGGCCUGACUCAGCUGGAUCUCCAUCUCAUUCAGGUCUCCCUCCAUCUUCUUUUUUAUUCUCAAGGCCUCAUUCCUGCUGCGAGUCUCAGACUCAAGUGAGCUCUGCAGGGUGUCCACCACUCUCUGAUGGUUACGUUUCACCUGCUCCAUUUCCUCAUCCUUCUCAGCCACCUUUCUCUCCAUGUCGGCUUUCACCUGGUUGAACUCCAGCUGAGUUCGCAGGAUCUUCCCCUCCUCAUGCUCAAGUGAACCCUGUAAGAAACAAAUCCCUGCUUGUCAUUCAAAGAAAAAUUUUGAAAAAUUUUGUUAAAAAAAAAAUGCUGUCAGCAUUAGUUUUACCUCAGCUUCCUCCAAAGCAGACUGGAUCUCAGUCUUCUCCUGCUCAAGCUGCUUACGAAUCUUCUCCAGCUCAUGGACACUCUUUCCACCCUCACCAAGUUGCUCAGUCAGGUCAGAAAUUUCUCCUGUUUUCAUACAUUUUUAAAUUUCAUUAUUGAGGUUUGCCAUCACCAGUCAUGUUUUCGUAUUAUUAGUAACAGAUCAUCAUGACGAGACUCUCAGCAUAAUUGAAAUGCUCAUAAAAGUACUUGAUCCUGUGUUUUACAGUUUGCUAAUACUCUGUAAACUCCUCUCAGUGGUGUGUUUACACGACCUUUUGAAGGAGAUAACUGUGCACAUGCACAUAUGAGCAUGCAUCACAGGUACCACUAAGAAUAACCCUAAAGCUCCAAUAACAAAGAGACGGCUUCAUCAGAUAAACUUUCAUACAGUGAAAUUAAUGGAGAAGUUAGUUUAUGAACAGUCUGACUGAAAGAUACAAUUUCAUGAGAUCCAACAUAACAGACAGGAUGCACAACAGCUGCAACUCAGGUUUUCAGAGAAACAUUCUGCAUAAUUUCUCACAAAUUUAAACUUUAAAUCUAACUAAAAAGUUUCUGACUUCCCGGCAAAUUUAUGACUUUUCUUACAAAUAUGCAUUUUUUUUUCUUUCAGUUAUAGGCUUUAUCAGUAUUUAGCCCUUUUUUUUAAAGAAAUGUGUGACUUUAUCUUUAAACUUGAAAGUUUUUUUCUCACAUAUUCCCUUGUUUUUCUAAAAAAAAAAAAAUAAAAAACAAGAGGCUGUAUAUUCCCCCAAAUUUGUAAUAUUUGGAUCAGAAUUCUUGAAAAAUUUUCCCACAAAUUAUAUCAUUAUCGUCACCUUUUCCUCAAAAUUCACCAUUUUUGCCUCACAGAUAAUAUUUCUUUCCUCUAGAAUUUUUGAUUUUUUUUCAGAUUUGCUACUUAGUUGUCUCCCAAGUUUGCCACAUUCCAAUCUGUGAUAUUAAUCACAGAUCAUUACCCUUUACCGUCUGUCUUAUCCUCUUACCUUGGAGAUUCUUAUUCUCUCGCUUCAUGGUCUCCAGAUGAUCCAGAGAUUCUUCGUAAGAGUUCUUCAGUUUGAAGAGCUCGGUGCUCAGAGAUCGAGAGUCUUUUUGGGAACUUUCCAGCUCAGUCUGGGACUCCUCAUACUUUUGCUUCCACUCAGCCAGGACCUGAUAUGAAUGUCAAAUAGUGUGACUCCAGAAUUAUUUUGGAAACAGUAUCUCUUUAUUUCUGUAUUUAUUUUGGAUCAGAGCAGUUUAUGGUUGUCACCUUGUCAAAGUUUCUUUGUUUCUUGUCCAGAGCAGCAGCGGCAGCGUUGGAUCUCUCCACAUCCACCAUGAGAUCUUCAAUCUCUCCCUGAAGCCUGUGUUUGGUUUUCUCCAGAGAGGAACAUUUAGCAUUAGCUGCUUCAACACCUUCCUCUGCAUCCUGUAGGCGCUGGGUUAGCUUUUUCCUGAUAACAGAAACAAUGAAAAUACAAAAUCCUUACAUUGAGAUUAAGACACAGUUGAAGGUAAAUCAGGUGUAAAAAUUUGUGAUCUGUUCUCUUAUUGUUUAAAUUCCUACUUGGCUUCUUCCAGCUCCUCCGUCCUCUGGAUGGCAUCAGUCUCGUACUUUGUUCUCCACUGAGCCACCUCUGAGUUGGCCUUGGACAUGCUGCGCUGGAGCUCGGCUUUGGCCUCCUGCUCCUCCUCAAACUGCUCUCUCAGCAGAUCACAGUCAUGACGGGAAGACUGCACUGCAUGGGCGAGUGCGUUCUUGGCCUUCAGGAAACAUAAGAUCUGGUAAUUUUUCUAAAAGAUGUCAGGCUCUAAAUUUCACAUCAGAGAUUUGUAACAACAGACCUUUAUUUCCUCUUCAAGUUGUCUCUUCAGAUCUUCGAUCUGCUGAGUGUACGACUGCUUCCCUCGAGUCAGCUGGGAUACCAACGAGUCCUUCUCCUCCAGCUGCCUCGCCAGCUCACCUGGAAAAUGAAAGUGUUUGUCAAGAUGGAGGUGAUAAAUCCUUUAACACCUGGAACUAUUUCAGUAACAGAAUAAGACUGAUUUUACCAUUUUCAGUCUGGAGCUUUGAUUUCUGCAUGGUGAAGUCGUUGAUGGUACGCUGGCCUUCUUCAGAUUUGGCUUUAUACUCCGACAUUUGAUCCUCCAGCGUGCGGCACAUUUUCUCCAGGUUGGCCUGAAAUCCAAACAUUUGACAUCAUACUGAACAAUAUAUUUAUGUUUAUGAUACAUCCAUGUUUAAGUUUACAUUUGUAUCAUGCACUGAUACUACAGUAUUAAAGUCAGAGACUGCAGAGGCAUUAUUUGGUGUAUUAUUGCGUUAGAAAGACUUUCUGGUACUUUUACGUCAUUUCUCAAGUUUAAAAGUGGAAUCAUUCAAAAAAAAAAGGCAGAAAAGGAGUGGUUUGCUAGAUUAUGAAGUUGAAAUGAAGGGAAAUGAUCUUGUUUGUAUGUUAGUUAGUCCUACAUGGACUCAUUGGGCAGAAAAGUUAAGAUACCAGGGGCUCAUCCUUCUCUGCCCUGUUGAUCAGGUGUCAGAAUGUUGAGACAGUCUUUGUGCUAAGGUAAGCUAACACCCUUUCAUUCACAAAACAGAAACCUGCUUGUUGUCCAUCGUACUUUAACUUUGAUGAUCUGCUCCAUGUUAGAGACCACAUCAUCUAGCUCCAGCCUUAGCUCGCUCUUCUCCUUUUCCAGCUUCUGUUUGACUCUCUGUAGGUUGUCAAUCUGCUCUCCCAGGUCGGCCACGCUGUCUGCGUUCUUCUUCCUCAGGGCUGCAGCUGUGGCUUCGUGCUGCAGAGUAGCCUCUUCAAGGUCUCUCCGCAUCUUCUGGAACUCAGCCUCCCUCCUCUUGUUCAUCUCAAUCUGGGCGGCAGUCGCUCCUCCAGCCUCCUCCAGCCGCUCACUGAUCUCUUCCAGCUCUCGGGCCAGAUCACCUCUUUGUUUUUCCACUUUAGCUCGAGCAGCUCGUUCUGCUUCCAGCUCCUCCUCCAGCUCCUCAAUGCGAGCCUAAUCAAUAGAUGAUUGUAAAUUUAUAGAAAGUUUUUUUUUUGUUAAAAGAAACAAUAAAACAUGUAAAGCUGUCUAUUUGCAGCUACCUGUAACUCCUUCAGUUUCUUCUGGAGUUGUGCACUCAUCGCUUGUUCAUCUUCAAUCUUACUCAGCAGCUGGCUGAUUUCAAAGUCUUUCCUGUAUUCAGUGUUAAGAUGGUUGAGUUUAUUAAUCAGCUGUUUUCCAGGGUUAGAAAUUGUAUUUGUUGUUGUAAUAAAAAUCUCCUUUUACUUUUUGAGUUUCUCCUCCAGCUGCUGUUUGUCAUUCUCCAGAUCCAUUACACUUUCCUGGGUCAACUUUAAGUCGCCCUCCAGUUUUCUCUUUGCUCUUUCCAGAUCCAUCCUCACCUUUUUCUCUUGCUCCAAUGAUCCCUCGAGCUUUAGAAAGAACAGAAAUAUUUACUCCUUUAGUGUCUCUGAAAGUAAGAUUUAGUCUUGAAUGCCAUUUUACUCACAUCAUCAACUUGCUGCUCCAGUUUGGCUUUGGCCUUAGUCAGCGAGUUGACUUUGUCUUCCUCGCUCUGCAGGUCAUCCAGAGUUUGCUGAUGAGCCUCCUGUAGAGCUUUUUUCUCCUUGGUCAGUUUAGCAAUGAUUUCUUCCAGAGCUGCCAUCUCCUCAGUCAGGUUUUUAACCUUAAAGACCAGAUCAUUGUUUGUGUCAGUUCGGAAAAACAGGAAAUAUUCUCAUCAAUCAAUCAAUUUUGAUUUAUAUGGUGCCAAAUGACAAGAAGCGUUAUCCGAAGUCUCUUUCCAAAAGAGCAAGUCUAGACCAAACUCUUUGUCUGAUGUAUUACAAGCACCCAACCUCAAGAUGGACAAAGAUUAAGGCCCAUCUAGAAAUAUCAG